Diuraphis noxia (Russian wheat aphid) is the source of this 1346-nucleotide messenger RNA. Its product is annotated as zinc finger MYM-type protein 1-like. The record is from RefSeq and is a predicted model, not a curated record. NCBI's taxonomy places the organism in Eukaryota, Metazoa, Arthropoda, Insecta, Hemiptera, Aphididae.
AUAAACCUGCAGACUCAGCAUUUGAACUUAUUAGUUCGUUUGAUCCCAAAUAUUUGUUGAACUCUAAUUUGACUCCAGAAGAUAAAAUAGCAAUUAUCAAUAAAGGAGCAUUUCAACCAGAAAAGAAUGAACUUUCAGAAGGAAAUUAUCCUCAAGAGCAUGGGCAUCGUUUUAAAACAGAAUACUACUAUAGAAUUCUACCUAGUGGUGAACGAAUCAAACGAGAAUGGUUAACAUUUAAUAUUAGAAAUAACCGUAUGUAUUGCUUAUACUGCAUGUUUUUCGGAAAAAAUAAACAAAGUGCAUGGACAAUUGAAGGCUUUCAUGCUUGGCAAAGAUUGUAUGAUAUUGGUAUACAUGAAAAAACGGAAGCGCAUAUAAACGCUUCAAUCAUAGUUAAAAUGAAAACUCAUUGUAUGCCAGUCCUUCCUCAGAUAUACGAAUGUAAAAGAUUACAAAUAGCAGAAAACGGAGAAAUUAUAAACUCUCUCAUAGAGGUUACUUUAUUUCUUGGUCAACAUUCUCUGCCAUUCCGCGAUCAUCGAGAAGGUUGGGAUGAAAAGAACAAAGGUAAUUUUAAAGAUCUUACAGUACUAUUGAGACCAACUCCCCUUAUAAAGGAAAGACUGUUAUCUUUAAAAGAAUCUCCACAAGCUAAAGGAAGUCAGUUAUUUUCUUUAUUUCAAGAUAUAUGCCUUGAAAAUAAUUUAAAAUGGAAAACAAUGCUUGUGGGUCAAAGCUAUGAUGGUGCAAACAAUAUGCGAGGGCAGUAUCAAGGAUUGCAAUCGUUUAUAAAAGAAGUAAAUCCAGCUGCUAUCUAUACAUGGUGUUAUGCUCAUCGGCUAAACCUAAUAGUUGUUCAAGUAACUAGCAGUUCACCUGAUUCUGUUAAUUUAUUUGGUAAUAUAGAAGAGUUGUAUAAUUUUAUUUCUUCAAGCAAAAAAAGAGUGGCAUUUUAUGAAAAUAUGCAAAAGGAAAGACAUCCAACUGUUAGGGUAAAAAGGUUAAAAAGAGUUAAUAUUACGCGAUGGAUGUCAUAUUCAAUGGCUCUUCAAACAGUUUUGUCAACUUUUGAUGUUAUCAUAGAUACAUUGGAAAAUAUUAAAAUUACAGAAUUAUCAGAUUUUAAGGUAUGCUCUAAAGCUAAUGGUCUAAUUGAUUUUUUACUGACAGAAAGAUUUGUUGUAACAGCAAUUUGUUACAGUAAAUUAUUUGAAAUACUAGACCCACCAACCAAAAUGCUACAAUCAUCUGAUAUAGAUCUAUUAGGGGCAGCAAAUUGUAUUCAAGUGACUCUAGAUAAAAUUAAAAAUAUGCGAUCAGACAAUGUGUUUACUAAACUCUAA